GAGUGACGUUUCUAAGUACACAUUGACAUUUAGAAAAUAUUGAAUAAGUUUUUCUGUAGGUUUUUGUUCAAGUUGAAUUAUAAAUAAACCAAUAAUUAUUCCGUAUAAAACUUACAAAAAUGAAUUCAAUAAUAAGAAGAAGCUUUUACCCGAUUUAUAAUAACACACAUAAGUUAACUUGCCGUUUUUUAGCUGAUGCGAAAAUCAAUGAAAAAAUUGAGAAAAUAGUAAAAGAUAAUAAAGUAGUAGUUUUUAUGAAAGGCGUUCCUGAUUCUCCUCGAUGUGGUUUUAGCAACGCUGUUGUGCAAAUUAUGAGAAUGCACGCCGUACCGUAUGAAAGUCAUGACGUUUUAGCUGAUGAAAAUCUACGACAAGGCAUUAAAGAUUAUUCAAACUGGCCAACAAUUCCUCAAGUAUUUAUAAAUGGAGAAUUUGUUGGUGGUUGUGACAUAAUGCUUCAAAUGCAUCAGUCGGGAGAACUAGUGGAAGAGCUCAAAAAAGUUGGAAUAAAAAGUGCUUUACUGACUGCAGAUGAAGCUAAAAAAGAGGGGAACAAGUAGUGCACUGGAUACACGUGACAUGUUACACUGCAAUAUUAAAUCAACAAAAUUAAUUUUAAUAAAAAAAUUAACACUACCAUAUGAAAUAUAAAAACUAUUAAAAACAUUUAAAAAGAGUUGAUUAAGGCAAUAAUGUAAAACUUUAUAAUGCCUCCACUCCAUUUUUAAUAUUAAAGGUUUACAUCUUUAUAUAAGUUAGGCAACUUAGAAGAUGAUUACUAAUGACUCUAAAAUAUAUAACAUUAGUUGUAGCUAGUGAUCAAGCUUCGCUUAUCCUUGUCUUUCUAUCAUUUUUGGUAGGCACGAAAUUUAUUUUUAGUAAAUAUAAUAAAAUGAUUUUGACUAGAUAUCAGAAAUUAGUCAAGUCAAACUCAAUAGUGAAGACAUUGAGUUUGUAUGUGAAUCACAACUUAUUGCUGUAUUUCAAUUGUGGGAUAUUAGAGGAAGUUAGUUUAUCUGAAAUGGAAAUCCAAUACUUCUCUACAAAUAAAAGUAUAUUUGAAGUAUAUGGUAAUUUUGCUUUACAGGCUUUGAGUGUCAUCAGUAGGGAACUUGAGAGGUUGAGUAUUGAGACACAAGCCAAACUACAAAUCUCUAAUGUACUGCCUCAACUUAACAAAAUGUAUUGAAUCAACUUAUAAAAAUGGUUUUGAGUCACAAUCCACUGCGGCAAAUUUAACUCCACUAUACUUAAAAUGUUAAGUUGUAAUUUUGCAUAAUAAAGGUUCCAUAAAAUAUAAUUCUUAGUCUCCACUAUAAUGUUAAUUUAAUAUUGCAAUGUAAUAAAUUAGAUCUUCGUCAAUAAUUGUUGUUUUACCUUGUUUUGUAGACUAGACAUUGCUGUAGUUUAUUUUACGUAUUUGUAAACAUUACAUAUUUGUACAUUUAUAGUAAUGUUCAUAAAAAAGUUAAAUAAAAUGACAGCUAAUGCUAUAAUGUCGUGCGAAUUGUAUUCCCAUAUAUUUAUAAUAUAUAGAUAAAUUUAAGACUGGACAUAGACCAGCUAUUAGCGAAUAUAAAAAAACUGUAUUUACUCUAACCUAUUUUCAGUUAAUCUGAAGAGUAAAUUAUAGUUAUUGAAGAGGUUACUAACUAACCAUUUUUAAUAGUGUACAAACAAUACAUGUUACUGAUUAACCACUUAUGAUAAGAUUGUUUUGCAGUAGAUUUUAUUGGUUUUUAUUUAUAUUUGCACAAAUAAUUGUUAAUUCAUAUUCAUGACAGAUUAUUGGAUAUUAUUAUGUGACAGUUUCAGACAUCAGUUAAGUUAAUGCGGGAUAAGUAAUAAUUCACAAUGUAUACUUAGUUUUAGCUCGGUAAAACUAUGCUUAUAUAAAAUGUUAAAUGACUUCCAAAUAUAGAUUUUUAAUUAUGUGAAUAUGCAUUGUUACUAAGCUUGUUUCUAACCUUGUCUAAAUGUACUCAUAAAAUGGGUUCGGCUUAAUAAAAAUAAUAAUGAUAUAGAUAAUCAUAAAAUCUGGUUCAGCAAUCAAUACAUAUAAUUUUGAAUUUAAAAUAUGUAGAUUACUAUCCGCAAUUUCAAUGAUUAUAUUUGUAUGUUAAUUAUUUUGUGAUGUUUUAUUUUAAAGCAAGUUAACCAUUUUUGUUGUGAUUAAAAAAAAAUAACAAUUUUGUGUAGUAAAAUGCUAUGUUAUUAGUUUUAUCUAUAUAUCUUUUAGAAGUGAAAUAAAAGAUUUUUUGUUUAA
Messenger RNA from Nymphalis io (European peacock), 2266 nucleotides. RefSeq names its product glutaredoxin-related protein 5, mitochondrial (gene Grx5). The coding region runs from base 120 to 560 and encodes 146 amino acids. The transcript has 2 exons. Lineage: Eukaryota; Metazoa; Arthropoda; Insecta; Lepidoptera; Nymphalidae. The record is from RefSeq and is a predicted model, not a curated record.